This is a messenger RNA of Lepisosteus oculatus (spotted gar), 4297 nucleotides long. RefSeq names its product prolylcarboxypeptidase (angiotensinase C) (gene prcp). Gene Ontology annotation, molecular function: serine-type exopeptidase activity; dipeptidyl-peptidase activity. The record is from RefSeq and is a predicted model, not a curated record. NCBI's taxonomy places the organism in Eukaryota, Metazoa, Chordata, Actinopteri, Semionotiformes, Lepisosteidae. Gene Ontology annotation, biological process: regulation of blood vessel endothelial cell migration; proteolysis; negative regulation of systemic arterial blood pressure.
GAAUUGAUGCACUACUGAGUUGACAUGCUUUCAUAUUAUUUUUAAUGUCUGCUAUAUAAUUCUUUAUUCAGUGUAUCGUUAGCGGUUUAACAUACUACUUGGACAGAUAUUUUUUUAGCAUUUCUUUUGUGUAAAAAAUAACUUUAACGUUAUACAGAGAAACUCUGAAUUGAGGAAUAAUGAACAAAGUGAACACAUAGCUAAUUGUCUCCGAAUUCCCAGAAUUUCUAUAUUACUCGUACUGAUUUAAGUCCCCCACCCCCCCACUUUACUAAGGUUAACUACAUCUCGUUAGUGAUGCCGAGUUUCUUUUCCUUCCUCUUUUUAAACUCUAGCUGUCUCUGUCGUCUUCUACUGAUAAACCAGGAAGUCUUUUGCGCUGUGAUUAGGUCCCUCUGCUUCUACGCUUCACUCCGGUUUUUCUAUGGAUCAUGGCAUCUCAUUUUAGCGCAGUCAUAAGACUUAAUGUCACUAGUUUCCUUGCUGUAGGUCUAAUUUGUUUUCACGUAAUUUCUGCUUUUAAAUCACCGCUUUUAUCCAGAAGAGGGGUUGUCUCAAAUCCUGAAACACGGACAAACCUAAUUAAUUAUAAAACCUACUAUUUUGAACAGAAGAUUGAUCACUUUGGCUUCAUUGAAGAUGCAACAUUCAAGCAGAGGUACCUAGUAGCUGACCAGCAUAGGCAUAAAGAUGGCAGCCCAAUCCUGUUUUACACUGGAAAUGAAGGAGACAUCACCUGGUUCUGCAACAAUACAGGUUUCAUGUGGGACGUAGCUGAGGAGCUUGGUGCAAUGCUAGUGUUUGCAGAACACAGAUACUAUGGAGAGUCCUUACCAUUUGGAGACCAGUCGUAUAGUGAUCCAAAAUAUCUGAACUAUUUGACCUCGGAGCAAGCUUUGGCUGAUUUUGCCGUGCUCAUUGAAGAACUGAAGAAGACUGUGCCAGGUGCCCAGCAAAGCCCUGUAAUUGCUCUUGGAGGCUCCUAUGGAGGAAUGCUGGCUGCUUGGUUAAGAAUGAAGUAUCCACACGUAGUUGUAGGUGCCCUGGCCUCGUCUGCUCCAAUAUGGCAGUUCCCAGGCCUGGUGCCAUGUGGUGUUUUCUACAAGAUCGUGACUGACGAUUUCUCCAAGAGUGGGAGUGGCUGUUCGGAAAGCAUCAGGAGAUCAUGGAAGGCAAUUGAUAAUGUGACAUCGACAGAGGAAGGUCUGCAGUGGCUCUCCAGUGAAUUUAGACUCUGCACUCCGCUCAAGAACAAGGAGGAUGCCAUGGCUGUAAAGAGCUGGCUGCAAGAAACCUGGGUCAAUCUGGCAAUGGUCGAUUAUCCGUAUGAAGCCAACUUCCUUCAGCCCCUGCCAGCAUGGCCAAUUAAGGUUGUCUGCCAGUAUCUUAAGGAUCCAUCUCUGCCAGACACAGCUUUGCUGCAGGGUAUUUUCCAAGCCGUGAAUGUGUACUACAACCAUACGGGAAAUACCCAGUGUCUCAAUACUUCACAGACUGCCACGGGAAAUUUGGGUUAUAUUGGCUGGUAUUAUCAGGCCUGCACAGAGAUGGUGAUGCCCAUGUGCUCCGAUGGUGUCAACGACAUGUUUGAGGCCCAGAUGUGGGAUUUCCAAGCCUUCUCCGAUGAGUGUUAUGGGCAGUUUGGGGUGAGGCCUCGAGCCGAUUGGGCCAUUACUGUAUAUGGAGGGAAGAACAUUAGCUCUCACAGCAACAUUAUCUUCAGCAAUGGAGGCCUAGAUCCCUGGUCAGGUGGUGGGGUGACUCAGAAGAUCUCAGGAUCGCUGGUGGUCAUUAUGAUUCCGGAAGGGGCUCAUCACUUGGACUUGCGUUAUAACAAUGCCUACGAUCCGCAAUCUGUGCUAAAUGCUCGUGACUUGGAGGUGCAAUAUAUGAAGAAGUGGAUAAAAGAAGCAGCAGAUUCCAAAUCGCCCAGUAAUCACCUGCCUUAGGGUUAUUAGAACUUAGCUUUGCAGUCUCAGGUCUAUGUAAUGCUGUGUUGGUUUUGACUUAAGUAAAGGUCUCAAAUAUCUGUUGGAAACAAAAGCACAGAGUUGCAGUCUUAAGAAGGAAACAACAGUGUGGCACAGUCAUACUUGAAAUUAAUUUGCUUUCAUGUUGGUGUUUGUAAAUGCAUAGAUUUCACAUGUGUUCAAGUCCGGACCUACACCCCUUACCAAAAUGUCACCUGUAAAACAAUGAUUUGGCAAAUUUUCUGUAUAAAACUUCCUUUGUAUAAGAAGGUGUAACACUGUGAUGUGUUACAGUCAAAAGCACAGCCAUACCGUCCUAAUCUGUUUUCUCUUCUUCAAGGGUUUAUCUUUCAAUAGGAUUUCUUUUCUGAACAUUUCUUGAUUGCACUUGUACUCUUUUGUGGUUCCUUUUAAAGAGACCGUUAUAGCACAUGUAGGGAAUUGGAGUUGUCAUGACUAUUAUUUGUAGGUUUUGCAGGCUAAUUUGUAGUGUUUGUAGUUGUAUACUGGCAAACUCCUUUGCUAAUAGUAUAUUUAAAAUAUCUAUUUCUACUACUAGUGUAAAGCACCGAGUCGUGUAAAAUGUCUGAAGAACCUCAAGAUAAUCAAGGAUGAAGAAUCAUAGUCAGGACAUAAUGUACUCGUGGAUCUACUAUGACGGUUAAGAUGUCAUCAUGCAUGUUUUCUAUAAUCUUUUGUUUGAACAUUGCCCAGAGUUAUGCUCAUCACUAGUUUUAUAGUAAAUCAGGAGCCCUAAGUAAUAGUCAUAAUGUACCCACUGGCUUUCUGUUCAUGUCCUUCCAUUGGCUGCCCUUUAGGCUCUAAUGUAUGGUUCAUGGCUGUGGUUCAUCACUUACCUGCUGAGUCCUUCAGAACAUCCUGGUGCCUUCAGAAGAAAGGGCUGUAGUUGUGCUGCUUACUGGCACUGACUGGAGCUUGGUAAUCUAAACUAGGUGCUCCCUUGAUUUGCUGCAUGGUCAUUUGGAGUACCAUCAAAAAAAAUAUGAAUAAAAAGAUUGUUCACAGUGUGUGAAUUGCUUAGAUAUACUCCUGUUCAUCAGACCAAAGGGCACUUUUUUUUUUUUAAACAUUGGCAGUGGUGAUGGUGCCUUUGUAAGGCAUUACUUAGACAGCCAGGAUACACUUUCAUUUUAAGCAAGUUAAUGAUAAAUUCACAGCCACACAAGUCAUUCGUAUUCAAAUAGUGAUGAUAUUGUUUUACUGAAAGGAGUUUAUUGUAGUAAUUUUGUACCGAGUUGAAUAUUUCUUAACCUCUAAAUGGACAAAUGCCUUCAGUUAUGUUAUAUUUCAUAUUGAGAUUUUUAAUGAAAAUUUAGAAGGGCAGGACCCUACCAUUUUGUAUACAUUCUUUUGAGAGAAUUAUGCUUGAACCAAAUCAGAUUUGGGCAGUUUGUGCAAAAAAAAUUCAUUCUCAUUGGGGGAUUAUUUGCAUUCACGGCAGUGCCUGUCUUCAAUUGGAAUUGAUGCCUUUCUUCAUUUGGAGUGGCUCUUUUGAGAAGGCUUUAUGUCUGUAUAGACAUCCAGAAUUUCAAAGUUGAAAAAAUGGCUUGCAUAGAAUUAUACUGACUCAUCCUCUUGAAUGAUGCUUACAAUGAUUAUUAUUUCAGUAAUGCUUCAUUAGGUGUUUGUAGCAAGUCAUAUAUUAGAUGUUUUAUGAUUAUUAAUCUGUGCCUUCUAAGUAUCACAUUAAGCAUACUGCAUACUGCUUAAUGUGAUAAUGUUAGUCAUUAUAGCUCACACUGGCAAUACAACUAUUAGUAACUGACAUGUACAUCUUCAAGCAUCACAACAAUUUUCUUUUUCAGUCUUUAGAGCCAUGGGAGUAAAAUGCUGUGGUUUUUCGGAUGCUGUUUAGGUAAUUGAAAUGAUAAAUUGUAAAGUUUUCAGACAUCAGUUCAAGUUCAUUUAUCAUAUUAUCCUCUAAUACUAGAUGUGUAUUGUUCUAAAAAGAGCAACACAGAUUUGUUCAUGUCCUCAUCUUGGAUGAUACAGAGUACCUAUAAAUUGUGUACGGAAAUGGAAGGAUGAAGUGCAAUGUGGAAAACCAUUAAAAUGGUCACAAUUUCAUGUAUUAUUUUAUAUUGUUCUACAAAUAAGCUAUAUAAGGAUACCUGAUACAUGCCAAACGUCUUAAACUUUCUCAAUGUGAUUUACCUAAAUCUGUGCUGUUUUUAUUAAUUGCAUUUUUUUGUCCUUGCAUUUAAUGUUACUGCCCUUGUUUGAGUUUCAUGAUCGUGUCCUGUCAUGGAUUUGAUUUUCUUUUCCUACCAAAUAAAAUUGUGGUCACACAAAGAUAGUUUUGAAGA